AAGAAAAUGUUUGUAAGGUGGAGGAGGACGGGGUUUUCAGUGACCAGCACCUCGAUAACCUGGAGAGGAGCUGCAGCCCGGACCAGGAGGAACCAGGGAAUCCACAGACUACAGAACUGGAGGAAGACUCCAGCGGUCAGGAGAUGAAGCACGAGGACGUAGAGGUGGAUGUCUCAUUGGUCAAUGUCGCUGAUGUGAAAGUUGAAAAUGAUGAACCAGGACCAAACUGUGUCCAGCUGCUGUUGCACACUUCUCCUGAAGCUCAAAACAAAGAUGAGGAAGGGACUGAAAGUUUACGCUCAGACUCCAGUAAAACUGCAGAUCCGGAGCCAAUGAGACGACACAGUGACCCCGAAGAUGCUGCUGUCCCGUCAGACAGCAACUGUAAAUCAAAGCUGACCAGGACCCACACGGGGAAGAAGGUGUUUUCUUGCAGCACUUGCAGGAAAGAGUUCAGUAAACGUAAUAUUUUAGUGGAUCACAUGAAGAUCCACACUGGCGAAAGGCCAUACCUGUGCAACACCUGCGGAAAAUCGUUUAGACAAUCAUCAACGCUCAAGAACCAUAAAAUGAUCCACACGGGCGAGAAGCCGUACCUGUGCAACACCUGCGGAAAGUCGUUUAGAAACUCAGCAACGCUCAAGGACCAUACAAUGAUCCACAGGGGCGAGAAGCCCUACAUCUGCAAAACAUGUGGAAAAAGUUACAGACUACGUUCCACCCUGGUGGUUCACUCGAGGAUCCACACCGGUGAAAGGCCGUACCUGUGCAACACUUGUGGAAAAACCUUUACUAAUUUAUCGGAUCUUAAACGCCACAUAGACACGCACACGGGCAAGAAGCGGUAUUUGUGCAAGACGUGCAACAAAGGUUUUAGCCGCAGAAUUGGUUUGCUGAGUCACAUGAAAAAUCACCCGGAGGAGAAGUCUGGCGACUCGUGACAAAUGAAGCUCAUGUUGUUGUCCUCCGGGGGCAGCUGUCCACUCCUGUCUGACCCACAGAAGAAGAACCCGCAGAAGUCCAACCACCACCUCCUGUGGCUGAUGAGCCUAAUCCCCUCCCCACAAGGGUUGCAGGUUCAACCCGGAUUUAUGCUUCUCCGUCAACUUGACGCAGAGGGAACGAUGUGGUUGUGUACUUUUUUUAAAGUUCGGCAUUAAGUUUGUGUGAAUCCCUGUUCCUUCUUAAAAUCGUUAUUUGUUGCUGUUGGUAACUUGCCGUCUCCACGGUGCAAAUAAAGAGCUGUUAGUAUUUGCUGAAGUUUCUUUAAACGUGACAGUUUAUUUCGUUCAUCUACAAAGCCUCUCUCACAUGUCCUUUUUCCCAUCUGUUUCUUCUUCACUCACAUUCUCUUUGUAAAGUUAAUCUGCAGCUCCAUGUUGUUAAACUCUCUCCGUUCAGAGGUUAUAUAUUGUGAUGUUAUACAUAGUUUGCUGAAAACUGUAAAAGGCUCUAUACAUUUUAAAAUCUGAGCUGCGCGUACAUCAGAUUAUCGUGUAAUUCAUGGGACAAACUAAGUCAAAACAAUGUAAUUCAAAUGAUCCAUGCUGUGUUAUUGUAACUAUACAAGCUAAAGUUACAACAUAUU
Molecule: messenger RNA, 1588 nt
Organism: Cololabis saira (Pacific saury)
Lineage: Eukaryota; Metazoa; Chordata; Actinopteri; Beloniformes; Belonidae
Product: zinc finger protein 391-like
Exons: 1
Coding region: 144-941 (265 amino acids)
Biological process (GO): regulation of transcription by RNA polymerase II
Cellular component (GO): nucleus
Molecular function (GO): RNA polymerase II cis-regulatory region sequence-specific DNA binding; DNA-binding transcription activator activity, RNA polymerase II-specific
Source: RefSeq, a predicted model, not a curated record